CGGGGCAAAAUAAAACAACCAUAAUUCCUAAAUCUUUCAUUUUGGAACAUAACCCUAAAGGGAAAAAAAAACUGGAACACUCCAAAGAAGAAAAUGGAAGACGAAGUUGAGAGGCGACAGAUCCAACAGAUUCUGGAGCUCGACGACGAAGAGUUACAGAUCGAAGAAGUCGAAAGUCUUCUCGAAUCCUCCGACGAUGAUCGCGAUGCCACUGGCGUUGUUUCACCUGAUCACUUUACUUUCAAUACCCACUUGACUUCCUUACAUUCAUAUCUCGGCGAGGUUGAUGAUACGCGACACAGAUCUGCUUUUUGGGACGGCGGUGCCGUUUUGAACCUUCCUUUGUUCUAUCUUGAAGGGGUAGUCCUGUUCCCCGAGGCCACACUUCCACUUAGAGUUAUUGAACCGAACUUUGUAGCUGCUGUUAACAGAGCAAUGACCCAGGCUGAUGCUCCCUACACCAUGGGGGUGGUCCGUGGUUACAGAGACUCUAAUGAUGGACCAUUAAGGCUAGCAAAAGUAGGGACAACCGCAGAGAUUCGGCAAUAUCGUCCAGUGGAGGAUGGUUCUAUUAAUGUGGUUACUCGUGGCCAACAGCGGUUUUGUUUGAAACGCUGUUGGAUUGAUGCAGAAGGAGCACCUUUUGGAGAGAUACAGAUUAUUGAGGAAGAUAUACCAUUUAGAACCCCUCGAGAUGCAUAUGCAAAAUUGGUACCGUUAAAUAAUCUGCAAGGCCAACAGAUCCUAUCUUUAAAUGCUUUAUCACAUGGAGGGAGAAAUGAUGAAAAUGAUUCAGAAGCAAAUUCAGAGGAAAGCUUUGAGAAUGAACUUACUCAAACAGAGCGGAGAAUUCAUCAGUCUGCAAUCGGUGCCUGCUAUGAUUCUGAUAGGACGGAUGAGUCGACAAGUAGUGCUGACGACAAUAAAUUAUCUGAGUCAGACAGCCAAUCAGGAAGUCCAUGUGACACUGAUUCUACCUUCUUAGGUUCUUCACCUUCUGGCCAUAAGAAAGAGGUUAGAAAUUCUGACUUGGGAAUUGGGACCAAGUCCAUGGCUCGAAAAGUGGCAGAACCAAGGUCUCAUCUUUCAAGUACAUUGUCAAGAGCAUUCGCGCCCGUUUGGGUAUAUCGUAUGUACGACUCAUUUUGUCUUGCUCAAAAGGCAGCAGAUAUGUGGAAACAAAUAGUCGGGACUCCAAGCAUGGAUGGUUUUGUGAAGAAGCCUGAUCUUUUAUCUUUUUAUAUUGCAAGUAAAAUCCCCAUCUCUGACCCUACAAGGCAGGAGCUUCUGGAAAUUGAUGGUGUUUCAUAUAGACUGCGCCGGGAAAUUGAGUUACUUGAAAGGCUUGAUCGUGUUCGAUGCAAGAUCUGUAAGACUGUAAUUGCCAGGCGCAGUGAUAUGUUGGUGAUGUCUACUGAUGGUCCUAUGGGUGCCUAUGUUAACUCAUACGGCUAUGUUCAUGAGGUAAUGACUUUCCGAAAAGCGAAGGGCUUAGUUACCAGCGGCCGACCACAUGAAGAGUACAGCUGGUUUCCUGGGUAUGCAUGGACGAUCAUAAACUGCGCAUCAUGUGACGUCCAAAUGGGGUGGCUUUUCACUGCAACAAAUGAAAAGUUGAAGCCUAAAUCGUUUUGGGGUAUAAGGAGUUCUCAAGUUAAGGAUGAAAUGCGAUAGAAUCCGUAUAUUCUCGAAUACAUCCUAAACUUUUCUCAAACUACUUUGCAACUUCAUAGACCGUAAGAGCUUAUACUGUGUUACUUUUGUAUAUAGUAUAUAACCUGGGAGCAGUAUUUUGUAUGGAAUGUAGCCUUGCCUUGCUAAAUAAAACAUCAGACAUCAGGUUUCAGCUACAA
Messenger RNA from Gossypium raimondii (Peruvian cotton), 1853 nucleotides. RefSeq lists its product as uncharacterized. The record is from RefSeq and is a predicted model, not a curated record. Gene Ontology annotation, cellular component: Cul4A-RING E3 ubiquitin ligase complex. Lineage: Eukaryota; Viridiplantae; Streptophyta; Magnoliopsida; Malvales; Malvaceae. Gene Ontology annotation, biological process: protein ubiquitination. The transcript is spliced from 10 exons. Bases 94 to 1674 code for a protein of 526 amino acids.